Messenger RNA from Postia placenta MAD-698-R-SB12, 1131 nucleotides. RefSeq lists its product as hypothetical. Gene Ontology annotation, biological process: cytoplasmic translation. Gene Ontology annotation, cellular component: ribosome; large ribosomal subunit. Gene Ontology annotation, molecular function: RNA binding; structural constituent of ribosome; transferase activity. Lineage: Eukaryota; Fungi; Basidiomycota; Agaricomycetes; Polyporales; Adustoporiaceae. The transcript is spliced from 3 exons. The record is from RefSeq and is a predicted model, not a curated record. Bases 1 to 1131 code for a protein of 376 amino acids.
AUGGUCGCGACUUGCAGAAACGCGUAUUUAGCUGCAACUGUGACGAGAUCGUACGCUACGGAAGCCACCACACAAUAUGCGCCAAACGAGGUCAACGCAGCCCUCGCACGCACCGCCGUACUCUUCAAAACAUACAAGCCCGUCUCGCCUGGUAUCCGACAUCUGAAACGGCCGCUCGCGCCGCACCUGUUCAAGGGCCGCCCGCUGCGCCUGCUCACCGUCGCCGUCCGCAAGAAGGGCGGACGCAACGCCCACGGCCGCAUCACCGUGCGCUCGCGCGGAGGGGGACAUAGGCGGCGCAUCCGCGUCGUCGACUUCAUGCGCACAGAGCCCGGCCCGCACGACGUCGUCCGCAUCGAGUACGACCCGAACCGCUCCGCGCACAUUGCGCUCCUCAAGAAUCGCAACCCGAAUGUUGACGGGAGCAAGGUCUGGAGCUACAUCCUCGCGACCGAGGGCCUGCGCGCGGGGCACGUUGUAGAGAGCUUCCGGCAAGGCAUCCCCGAGGGUCUGGUGCCCGGGUUCGUGGACUCGAAGAACGUCCGCGGCAGGUCGCUCGAGCAGCCCGAGGGCGCAGAGGUGCAACCGAGUUCGACUAUGUCGCUUGCACAGGGCAUCUUGCGCUCACUCACGAUCAAGCCCGGCAACGUGCUCCCCCUCCGUCUUAUUCCCACCGGUACGGUCAUCCACAACAUCUCGCUGGAUCCCCAGGGUCGUGCCAUCCUUGUUCGCUCUGCAGGCACUUUUGCGCAGGUUGUUGCGCAUGAGGACUCGGGCCGCUACACUCAGGUCCGGCUGCAGAGCGGAGAGGUGCGCAAGGUGUUGCAGGAAUGUAUUGCGACUGUCGGGAAGGUCAGCAACCCCCUAUGGAAGAACCGCAACCUCGGAAAAGCUGGCAGAAACCGCUGGCUGGGACGAAGACCGCACGUCCGAGGUAUGGCGAUGAACAGAUGUGACCACCCUCACGGAGGAGGUCGUGGAAAAUCAAAGGGAAACAAGGACCCGCGCUCAAUAUGGGGCUGGUUGACCAAGGGCAAGCGUACGCGUAAGCCGGGCCCGAAGGGUCCGAAGAACAGUAACAAGAUGGUUGUGCGCGAGAGGCCACGGGGGAAGGAGAAGCGUAGUAAUUAG